AUAUAUGAUAAAGAGCGCGUCAAUGUCACCUCCUAACGUUGGAGAUAUAAAACAGAUUGUAGGUCAAUUUAUGGUGUUACGAUAUGCCUGCUGAAGAUUGUGUGUGGCUACUCUCGGCCACCGGAAUUAUAUGUACACGUGUCUAGCUUGAGGUAUACAUUUACAAAGGACAAUUGUUGGAAACAGUUAGCUGUUACAAAGAUGGCAGAGCUGGUCGACAUACGGGACGACGAGGGAAAUUUCGCGAAAUAUAAAAAGUAUGAUGGCAGAUACUAUGUCAAACAUUUCGUUGGCAAUGUCAAAGAUCAUCUGACUGCAAUAGACUCAAUGGACGUCAGAGAUGAUGACACUUUCAUUCUCUCGUAUCCAAAGUCAGGAACUCAUUGGGCAUUUACUAUAGCCAGCAUGCUUCGUACUGGAGAAACUGUCUACAAAGGAUCGCCGACAUUCUUAGACUACACCGAUAAGGAAACACUUGAUAAUCUCCCGUCCCCUAGAGUAUUUGCGAGUCACAUGACCUUCGACUUCAUGCCUAAACAAGUUAAGGAAGGGAAGGGCAAGGUCAUUGCAAUAUUUCGGAACCCGAAAGAUGUUCUCACAUCACUCCACACGUUCUCUGAAAAAUUAGAUGGAAAAAUAAAAGAAGAUUUCAAAACGACAUGGAAAGGCCUUCUGAAUUUUCACAUGGAAGGAACAAUUUUCUACGGUUCCUGGUUUGAAUAUAUACAGUCUUGGGAUAAAGUGAGGAUAGAGCACACGGGAAAUAAUAUCAUGUAUCUCAUGUAUGAAGACAUGGUACAGGACCUGGGCUCGCACGUACAUAAGAUGGCGUUGUUCCUUGGAGACACUUACGGAUCGGACCUCUUGGACAAGGUUACUGCAAGAUGUACAUUUAGUAGCAUGGCUGAAGAGGCCACGAGGACAUUCACACCAUCCGAUCAGUGGAAGGCGGUUACAAUCAACAAAACACUCCCCAUCUACAGGAAAGGUGUGAUUGGUGACUGGAAACAUAAUUUUACAGUGGCUCAAAGUGAAGAUUUUGACAAAGCGUACAACGACAAAAUGAAAAAUUCCACAUUUGAAUUUAGAUUUGUAUAACAGAUUUAUAAUUUAUAAAUCUUCUUGUGGAUGGUAAGACGGCAGCAAUGAAAUUUGUAAUUGAAAAAACAGUAUCGAAGGACUUCAGCUGAGAGAGAUGACCCGUAUUGGAGAUGGUGUUUGUUUAAUAACAAUUAAACUCUCUAAAAAAUGUUGUGUAGAUACGAGAAUACUUUUUGAUAUACGUUGUACGUCGAUACUCUGUAAAACACAAAUCUAUAAUGUAAUAAAUACUCUCAAUAA
Molecule: messenger RNA, 1341 nt
Organism: Mizuhopecten yessoensis (Yesso scallop)
Lineage: Eukaryota; Metazoa; Mollusca; Bivalvia; Pectinida; Pectinidae
Product: amine sulfotransferase-like
Exons: 5
Coding region: 202-1098 (298 amino acids)
Biological process (GO): sulfation
Cellular component (GO): cytoplasm
Molecular function (GO): sulfotransferase activity
Source: RefSeq, a predicted model, not a curated record